AUGACCACUAGCCUGAGGAGGCCCUCUUUCACCUCCUGUUCUUCUUCCUCAACAGACACAGAUGAUGAGGGUGUGCAUGGCACUUGCAAAGAUGCUUCUAUAUGUAAGAGGUUUACAGUAAGCAUUGGCUACUGGCAUGACCCUUACAUCCAGCAUUUUGUUAGACUGUCUGAGGAGAGGGAGGCCUCUGAAAUUAACAGAUAUUUUGCUGAAGUCCAUGGCAUCAGUCUAUUUUUACUGAAGACAGAACGUCAUUGUUAAAUUCUAAAUCUUGGAGCUGGGAUGGAUAUCACCAUCUUGAGAUUAAAGGAUGAAGAUCUCCCAAGUAAAUAUUUUGAAGUCUAUUUUCCAUUGAUAGUCACGAGAAAGCAUAGCAUCAUCAAACCUUUCUUAUCAGAACCCAUCAUGGAACUACAUUCAGAGGGCACACUUCAAAUCAAUGGACACCUGUUGGAUUCAAAGAGAUAUGCCAUUAUUGAAGCAGAUCUCCAAGACUUACCUGAACUGGAAGAGAAGCUAAAGAAAUGUAACAUGAAUCCACAAUUACCAACACUCCUGAUAACUGAAUGUGUGCUGCUUUACAUGACUCUGGAGCAGAUGGCCAAGUUUCUCAAGUGGGCAGCCAAUGGUUUUGGGACUGCCAUGUUCAUAAACUAUGCACACGUGGAUGACUGGUUUGGACAGAUCAUGAUUGAAAUGCAGAGGCAACAGUGUGACGUGGCAGAAAUGGAGACCUGCAAGUCAUUAGAGUCACAGAAAGAACGGCUCCUGUCUAAUGGGUGGGAAUUGGCAUCAGCAGUUGACAUGAUGGAACUGUACAGCAGAUUGCCUCAAGCUGAAGGGAGCAGAAUCAGUCUUCAAUUUCUGGAUGAAAUGGAGCUUCUCGAACAGCUUUUGCAGCAUUACUGCCUUUGCUGGGCAACCAAAGGAGGAAAUGAAAUAGGUUUGAAGGAAAUCACUUAUUAA
Molecule: messenger RNA, 966 nt
Organism: Panthera uncia (snow leopard)
Lineage: Eukaryota; Metazoa; Chordata; Mammalia; Carnivora; Felidae
Gene: LCMT1
Product: leucine carboxyl methyltransferase 1
Biological process (GO): C-terminal protein methylation
Cellular component (GO): cytosol
Molecular function (GO): protein C-terminal leucine carboxyl O-methyltransferase activity
Source: RefSeq, a predicted model, not a curated record